This is a messenger RNA of Gongylonema pulchrum, 309 nucleotides long. The record is from the annotation of a GenBank genome assembly. NCBI's taxonomy places the organism in Eukaryota, Metazoa, Nematoda, Chromadorea, Rhabditida, Gongylonematidae.
AUGGGUUUGUGGAAUGAAGAGAUGGAGCAAGAAAGGAAUAUGCUUACCGAAAAAGUACCGCUUUUUUACCAUAACACAGUGCAACUUUGUAAAUCAUACCUUGGAAGCUAUACCAAUGCGACGCUUUUUGAAACGAACGAUAACUUCAAAGCAUUCGGACUGAUUAUCAAGGAGCUUGGCUGUUGCAAGGUAAAUGUUGUUGAGCACACUAACUGGGGAAGACAUGUAUUUAUUGGUACAAUAAUAACAGAUGCGCCGGCGGAAUCUGCCGAAGUCAGAGCACUGACGUGCAGUAGUGUUCUCAGCUGA